AUGAAGGCAACAGUGGCGUCUCUCCUUGCUUUGGCCACAGCUGUCUCAGCCCAGGUCAAAGGCUUCAACUAUGGCGCCACCAACAACGACGGCUCCUGCAGAGGCUACAGCGACUUCGUCCGCUACUUCAACGAUGCCAAAUCGCUAUCCGGCGCAUCAGGUUUCCAGGCCGCUCGCCUUUACACUUCCAUCCAGUGCGGUACUGCCGCGGCACCCAUCGAAGCUUUCCGCGCUGCCAUCGAUACCGACACCAAAAUCCUUGUCGGUCUGUGGGCAUCUGCUGGACGAGCCGUGUACGAGAACGAGUUGAACGCGCUACUUCAAGCAUCCCGCGACCUCGGAAGCGCAUUCACAGACCGCAUCGUCGGUAUCAGCGUAGGCUCCGAGGACCUGUACCGCAGCUCUCCCCAGGGUGUAGCCAACAACGCUGGCGUCGGUGCCACCGGUGCCGAGAUCGAAGGCUACAUUGGCUGGAUGCGUGAUUGGAUUCGCGGAACCGGACUCGAGAGCAAGCCCAUCGGCCACGUCGAUACAUGGACAGCAUGGGUCCUGCCUGAGAACCGCGGCGUAGCGAACUCUGUCAAUUGGCUCGGUCACAACUCGUUCCCCUACUUCGAAUCGACCAAGGCAAACUCGAUUGACUUGGCUGCCGAGAACUUCAGGACGGCUGUCGCGCAAACCGAGGGUGUUGCAGGCGGAAAGGAGGUCUGGGUCACCGAGACGGGAUGGCCGCGUGUCGGACCCAACUCUCGCGAUGCCGUUGCGAGCACAGAGAACAGCCAGCGCUACUGGAAGGAAGUCGGCUGCAGUCUCUUUGGCCAGAGGAACACUUUCUGGUACACACUCAAGGAUGCCAACACUGCCCAGACCGAUUUGAGCUUCGCGGUCACGCCGCUGGAGAACAACACGCCUUACUUCGACUUGACCUGUUAG
Ascochyta rabiei is the source of this 933-nucleotide messenger RNA. RefSeq names its product Glucan endo-1,3-beta-D-glucosidase. The record is from RefSeq and is a predicted model, not a curated record. Gene Ontology annotation, molecular function: 1,3-beta-glucanosyltransferase activity; glucan endo-1,3-beta-D-glucosidase activity. The transcript has a single exon. Gene Ontology annotation, cellular component: cell surface; extracellular region; fungal-type cell wall. Gene Ontology annotation, biological process: cell wall organization. The coding region runs from base 1 to 933 and encodes 310 amino acids. Lineage: Eukaryota; Fungi; Ascomycota; Dothideomycetes; Pleosporales; Didymellaceae.